This is a messenger RNA of Rattus norvegicus (Norway rat), 7828 nucleotides long. The record is from RefSeq and is a predicted model, not a curated record. Lineage: Eukaryota; Metazoa; Chordata; Mammalia; Rodentia; Muridae.
CCCAGGGACAGUCCAUGUAUAGUCUUUGGGGAGUGGCUUAGUCCCUGGGAGCUCUGGUUUGUUGGCAUUGUUGUUCAUAUGGGGUCUCGAGCCCCUUCAAGCUCUUCCAGUCCUUUCUCUGAUUCCUUCAACGGGGGUCCCGUUCUCAGUUCAGUGGUUUGCUGCUGGCAUUCGCCUAUGUAUUUGCUGUAUUCUGGCUGUGUCUCUCAGAAGAGGUCUACAUUCGGUUCCUGUCAGCCUGCACUUCUUUGCUUCAUCCAUCUUAUCUAGUUUGGUGGCUGUAUAUGUAUGGGCCACAUGUGGGGCAGGCUCUGAAUGGGUGUUCCUUCUGCCUCUGAUCUAAACUUUGCCUCCCUAUUCCUUCCAAGGGUAUUCUUGUUCCCCCUUUUAAAGAAGGAGUGAAGCAUUCGCAUUUUGGUCAUCCUUGAGUUUCAUGUGUUCUGUGCUCAAACUUGUUUUCUAAAUCUCCAAGAGUUGGAGUGGUUUGUAGCUAAGGUUAAAUAUUUAAGCAGGGUGGUGGUAGCCCGGUCUUUAAUCCUCCCAGAGACAAGUGGAUCUCUGUAAAUUAGUUGUUUUCUGAAUUCUAGAGUUACUGUUAGCAAGGUGGUGGUGAUGGUGGGUGCCUGCCUUUAGUCCCCCCACCCAGGGGCAAAACUCAGAUGCAGCUCCUGGUCAGAACAUGGUCAGGCCUAUCCCAGCAAUCCCCCAGUCGCUGGUACCAACUUCUGCCCUCAUUAGGGUUUCAUUGCUGUGAAGAGACACCAUAACCAAGGCAACUCUUCUUUUUUUUUUUUUUUUUUUUUUCUUUUUUCCGGAGCUGGGGACUGAACCCAGGGCCUUGCGCUUGCUAGGCAAGUGCUCUACCACUGAGCUAAAUCCCCAACCCAACCAAGGCAACUCUUAUAAAGACAAGUUUCAGAGGUUCAGUCCAUUAUCAUCAAGAUGGGAAGCCUGGCAUUCACGGCACAGGGUGCACGCAGACAUGGUUGGUGCUGGAGGAUCCAAGAGUUCUAGUCCACAUCUUGAUCUGAAGGCAGCAGAAGGGGACCGGAGUUUGAAGGUUUCUGAGACCUUUGAGACGUUUUGAAGGUGUGAGAGAGGGAUAUCUUCUGAGACUUCAGCUGAGGAGGAAGAUGAGCUUUCUCUGCCUCCCUGAGCUAGGGGCUUUCACCCCAGCAUCUGGCUCCUGUGUCUUCAUUGGUCAAAUAGAACAAUUGAGAUUCUGUUAAAAAACAACAAGUACCUGUGAUUACAAUACUAGGGAGGCUGAGGCAGAAGGGUCCUGAGCUACAUUGCCAGCCCUUGUUAUAUAGCAGAGAAACAAAGAAACCUAUACCAGUGCUGGGGUUGUCCAAUUCAAAUGUCAGACCAGUUAAAAGCACAGACUGCUCUUCCAGAGGUCCUGAGUUCAAAUUCCAGCAACCACAUGGUGGCUCACAACCAUCUGUAAUGAGAUCUGAUGCCCUCUUCUGGUGUGUCUGAAGACAGCUACAGUGUGCUUAUACCUAUAUAUGUUAAAUAAAUCUUUAAAAAGAAAGAAAGAAAAGAAAAGAAAAGAAACUUCUGUGUCAAAUGUCAGACCAGAGUAGGGUAUUCCUUUUCUAAACCUGGAUCUGUGACGAUGGUGAAACUAUGAAGCAAACCCUGAUCUGCCUUGAAAAACGAAGUGUCUGUUGCAAACAACCACGGUUUUAGGACCAGCCUCCCUCCCUGGAGGGCUUUCCGUCCUCUUGCAAACACUAUUAACUACUCUGCAUAACGCUAGAUGUAGCACCAUCUGGAAGCCGAGCACAUUUGCGCUCCUUAUUCAGAAGCAGCUGCGGAAAGACGUCGGGGUCUCUCCAGAACAACUUAAACGCAGAAUGCCCUAGGCUACCUGGUCAAUCAGAAAAGGUGACACCCUUAAGGCGGGGAGUGGGCGUGGCCAUGUUAUGCACAUGCGCGGGACGUCACACAAGUCUGGACUAGGUGACGGACUAGUGCGAUUUCCUUGAGGAUAAGGUAAAGCCUGGAUCUGCGAAGACCUGCAAUGGAUUCGGUGACCUUUGAAGACGUGUGUGUCACUUUCUCUCAGGAAGAGUGGGCUGUGCUGCGUCCUGCGCAGAAGAAACUCUACAGAGAUGUGAUGUGGGAAACCAUGGCAAACCUGGCCUCUGUGGGGGGUGAAUUGGAAGACGAGGAUGUUACAAAUCAGUACAGAAUCCAAGAGGAAAAUGUAAGAAGUUAUAUGAUACAAAGACUCUAUGAAAGUAAAGAGGUUACUCAGCAUAGAGAAAGCUUCAGCCAGAUUCCAAACACUGGCGUGACCAAGAUAACUGCUGGAGGAAAACCAUAUAAUUGUAGUGUAUGUGGAAAAGGCUUCAUGCUUUGUUCUUCCCUCACUAGACAUGUCAGAUCUCACCCUGGGCAUGAGCUUGACGGGUUUAAGUGUGGAGAGAAGAGAUAUAAAUGUAAGGAAUGUGGGGCCACCUUCAGUUACCUCAAAUCCUUUCAGAGACAUGAAAGGACUCACGCUGGAGAAAACCCCUACAGGUGUAAGCACUGUGGGAAGACCUUCAUCUAUUACCAGCCCUUUCAAACACAUGAACGGACACACAUUGGAGAGAGAAUCUAUCAGUGCAAGCAUUGUGGUAAAGUGCUCAGCUCUCCUGGUUCUCUUAGAAUUCAUGAAAGAAUUCACACUGGGGAGAGGCCCUACGUGUGUGAGAAGUGUGGGAAGGCCUUCAGUUGUCCCAGUUCCAUCCAAAUCCACGGAAGAACCCACACUGGGGAGAGGCCCUAUGAAUGUAAAGAAUGUGGGAAAGCCUUCAUCUCCCGCACGAGUGUUAAAACGCACAUGGUAACACACAGUGGUGACGCACACAAGCCUCACAAAUGCAAGGAUUGUGGGAAGGCAUUCCUUCGGCCAUGUUUCCUCCGAGUGCAUGCUCGAAUUCACACCGGAGAGAAGCCAUACGUUUGCAAGCAAUGUGGUAAAGCUUUUAGAUGUUCCACUUCGAUUCAGAUUCAUAAAAGGACUCACACCGGAGAGAAACCCUACACGUGUAAGGAGUGUGGUAAAGCUUUCAGUGCCCAUUCAGCAUUUCGAGUCCACAGGCGGGUGCACACUGGAGAGAAACCUUACAAAUGCAGAGACUGUGGGAAAGCCUUCAUCUGUCUCACAUACUGUCGUAUGCAUGAGAGAAAACACACCAGAGAGAAACCCUAUGAAUGUCAGCAGUGUGGCAAAGCCUUCAUUUCUCUUGAAAACUUUCAACGGCACGUCAAGACACACACGGAAGACAUACCUUAUAAAUGUAAGGAAUGUGGAAAAGCUUUCGUUUUCCUCAGCGCACUUCGAGCCCAUGAAAGGAUUCACACUGGAGAGAAGCCUUAUGAGUGUAAGCAAUGUGGCAAAACCUUUAGAUGUUCAAGUUAUGUUCAGGUACACAGGAGGAUCCACACCGGUGAGAAACCCUAUGAAUGCAAGGAGUGUGGAAAAACCUUCAUUUAUUCUACAAGCUUUCGAGGACACAUGAGAAUGCACACGGGAGAGAAACCCUAUAAAUGUAAGGAGUGUGAGAAAGCCUUCAGGCUUGGGAGUUCCCUCAAAAGACAUGAAAGAACUCACAGUGGGAAGAAAUGUGUUUAGUGUACACGUUACGGGAGAACAUUUUGCUUUGUCCAUAUCUUCAAUAAACGUGAAAAUGCACAAUGGACAACGAGUGUGAGGAAUGGGGAACAAAAGUUUCCAAUUUUAACAAAAAUGUCCAUUGUGGAGAAAUCUCAAGCUAUUAAUUAAGAAGUUAAGGGGCUGGAGAGAUGGCUCAGCGGUUAAGAGCGCCCGACUGCUCUUCCAGAGGUCAUGAGUUCAAUUCCCAGCAACCACAUGGUGGCUCACAACCAUCUGUAAAGAGAUCUGAUGCCCUCUUCUGGUGUAUCUGAAGACAGCUACAGUGUACUUAUAUAUAAUAAAUAAAUAAAUCUUUAAAAAAAAAAAAAAAAAAAAAAAUUAAGAAGUUAAUACAGGAAACUAACUGCAGUGGAACAGGGAACUCACAUCAAAUGGGCCAGAAAAUUUAAAAUGUGAGGAAACAUAAAAGCUAAACAUGGUCACCAGUGUUUAGUUGUUUCUGCUCUGUCUGCUUGCUUCGUUUGCUGUCACCCUUACUGGCCUGACGUUCACUAGGUAGACUAAACCGACCUCAAACUCAGAGAUGCCCCUGUCUCUACCUCCCAAGUUACAUUAAAAGUAUGUGCCACCAGGUUGUGUGUGUGUGUGUGUGUGUGUGUGUGUGUGGGUGGGUGGGUGCGCGCGCGUGCGCGCACAUGUGUAUUAAAAGAAAGAUUGUUUUAUCUUAUAGUUUCAGAAGACUAACUCUCCAUUGUAAAGUAACUUUUAUUUGCCUGAUGUAAUUGUCUCUGUGGCUUCUGUCUGCUAUCCUAGGCCUAGUCCUGGAAGCUUCUAGCCUCUGUACAAUCUAAUCCUGGCUUAGAAUGUUUUCAGCCUCUAAGACGUACCGAGGAAUAACUCACCCUUUCUUGAUCUUUUUUUUUGAACUUCAUCUGCUUGGUCAACUCAGCUAGCUGUUCUAGCUCAAAACUCUCCAUGAUGACUGAUUCAGUCUGGCUUCUCCCUGCUUCUCUGAAUUGCUCUGCUUGGCCUCAAACGAACUCUAGCAGUCUUUUCUAACCCUCUGGCUCAUUCUGUCGUCACCUGUGUCUAGCUUGUUCUCUCUUCAGCCUGUCUCUGUAAAACUCCCCUGGUAAACCUGUCUCCUCCCCUCACCCCCUCUCUCUGUCUUCCUGCACUGUUCUGUCUUGCAUAGGCGCUUUCAUCUCUGUUCUCCUGAGAGUUGGACAUAUCUUUUUUUUUAAUUUUUUUUAUUUAUUCAUUUAUUAUAUAUAAGUACACUGUAGCUGUCUUCAGAUACACCAGAAGAGGGCAUCAGAUCUCUUUACAGAUGGUUGUGAGCCACCAUGUGGUUGCUGGGAAUUGAACUCAUGACCUCUGGAAGAGCAGUCGGGUGCUCUUAACCGCUGAGCCAUCUCUCCAGCCCGAGUUGGACAUAUCUUAUUCUGUAAAAUCUUUCUGUGAUUCAUCACUUUGUCACUUAAUUAGACAUCACUUUCAAACAUAGGUGCCUCCUUCUGCCAACUAGUUUUACCUUCACUGUUGGAGAUCAAAGGUACGUACUAAGGGCAUGUCUGUAUCCCAGCCAGUGGUUUAACGUUUUGAGCUAAGGGCUGAGCCACCCCGGAACACAAUCAGGGUUCACAGUAUGGUCAAAUAGCUACAGCAGUCAGUCCAUCGUGGAAGGAGAGUGUGAUAACAAAGCAAGCAGCAGGAACAGGAUGUGGAAACUGCGAGUAGAGCUAGUCCUUAAGCUCUCAAAUCCCUGCCCCGGUGACAUACUUCCCCCAGUGAUGUCACCCCCCUAAACCUCUCUAAAUAGUGCUGCCAACUGGAAAGUGUUCAAGAGACCAUGGAAGCCAUUCCUCAUUCCAACCAUCACAAUUAGUAGUUGGGGUUUUCCUGACUUCAUAAGAAAGGUAAUGGACCCUUCUGCCUGGUCCUUUCUGCUAGGACAGACUGCUAACUAGUCUGCUCCCCAGAAGAGGCUUUAUCUUCAGACAUACCAGGAGAUCCACUGCACUCAGCAAACAUUUGAUACCACAUCCUGAGGCAUCCCAGGAGAUCUGCUGUACCCAGGACACCACAGCUUGAAGGCAUCCCAGGAGUUCCUCUGUACACAGGGCAACUGGGCAAUUGACACCACAGUCUGAAGACCACCCAGGAGCUCUGUGAUACGCAGGGCAACUGACCUAAAAGACUGAAAGCCUCCCUAGAGUGUGGCUACACACAAGGAAACAGAAACCACAAUCCAUUGACCCCACCCCUACCCCCACGCCCACAGCAGUGUGACUGCUCCUCUGAAGAUCUAACAGUCUGCAGCCCUCCCAGGAGAUCUACUCCCAGCAGCUUCUCUGCCCCUCUGAAGACCCUCCAGUUGGAAGGCCCCACAGGAGAUCUGCCACAGCCAGGGCCACAGGCCUACCAAGAGACCUGUUGCAACCCAGGUACAAAAGAGGCAGACUCCAGACAGAGUCACCCAGACCAGUAAACACUGGGGAUAACCAGAUGGUGAGAGGCAAGCACAAGACCGUAAGCAACAGAAGCCAGUAUAUGGGCAUCGUCAGAACCCAGCUCUCCCACCACAGCAAGCCCUGGAUACAACACACCUUAAAGUCAGCAAGCUGACCUAAAAUCCUUUCUCAUGAAAAUAAUAGAGUCCUUUAAGGAGAAUAUAAAUAACUCAAUGAAAGAAAAGCAGGAAGUAUAUAAAUAACUCAAUGAAAGAAAAGCACAAGUAUAAAGGUAGAAGCCCUUAUAGAGGAAAGAAACUCCUUAAAGAAAUACAGGAAAACACAAACAGGUGAAGGAAUUGCAUAAAGCAGUCCAAGACCUAAAAGUGGAAAUAAAAACAAUAAAGAAGGGCUGGAGAGAUGGCUCAGCGGUUAAGAGCACUGACUGCUCUUCCAGAGGUCCUGAGUUCAAUUCCCAGCAACCACAUGGUGGCUCACAACCAUUUGUAAAGAGAUCCGAUGCCCUCUUCUGGUGUGUCUGAAGCUACAGUGUACUUAUAUAUAAUAAAUGAAUAAAUCUUUAAAAAAAAACAAUAAAGAAAACACAAAUGGGGCUGGAGAGAUGGCUCAGAGGUUAAGAGCACCGACUGUUCUUCCCGAGGUCCUGAGUUCAAAUCCCAGCAACCACAUGGUGGCUCACAACCAUCUGUAAUGAAAUCUGAUGCCCUCUUCUGGUGUGUCUGAAGACAGCUACAAUGUACUCAUAUAUAAUAAAUAAAUAAAAUAUUAAAAAAAAAAAAGAAAACACAAAUGGAGGCAAACCAGAAAAUGGAAAACCUAGGAAAGAGGUCAGGAAUUACAGAUGUAAAUAUCACCAACAGAAUACAAGACAUAGAAGAGAGAUCUCAGGUGUAGAAGAUACUGUAAAGAGAUUGACACAAUGGUCAAAGAAAAUUCAAAACAUAAACUCCUAACCCAAAACAUCCAGGAAAUUCAGGACACUAUGAAAAGACCAAAUCUAAGAAUAAUGGAAAUAGAGGAGAAUGAAGAUUCCCAGCUCAAAGGGCCUGAAAACGUCUUCAACAAAAUCACAAAAGAAAAAUUCCCCAACCUAAAGAAAAAGAUUGCCAUAAUGGCACUAAAAGCCUACAGAACACCAAAUAAAUGGGACCAGAAAAGAAAACCUUCUCGCCACAUAAUAGUCAAAACAUUAAAUGCACAGAACAAAGAAAGAAUAUUAAAAUCUGCAAGGGAAAAGCGCCAAGUAACAUACCAAAGGCAGACCUAUGAGAAUUACACCAGACUUCUCAAGAGAGACUACGAAAGCCAGAAGAGCCUGGUCAGAGGUCAUGCAGACUCUUAAGAGAACACAAAUGCACCCUCUCAAACCGCCAUCCCACAAACAUGGAUCAGGUAAUGCAGUUUGUCGAGCCAAGUCAGCAGUUUGUAAAGGACUCGAUUCGGCUGGUUAAAAGAUGCACCAAACCUGAUAGAAAAGAAUUCCAGAAGAUCGCCAUGGCCACAGCGAUUGGAUUCGCUAUCAUGGGGUUCAUCGGCUUCUUUGUGAAACUGAUCCACAUCCCUAUUAAUAACAUUAUUGUGGGUGGCUGAGUCCUUCCUCAUCGUGGGACUGGUGAACCAAUGAAGGGGUGACAAGCUCAUGAAAUAAAAGUUGCCUGGAUGCUUUGUGGUUUUUGUUUCUUUCCUCCUAACUAUGACUUUUCUAUUUCUAAAUUAAAAUAAUUUCAAAAUAAAAAAAAAA